Carassius gibelio (silver crucian carp) is the source of this 1614-nucleotide messenger RNA. Its product is annotated as centrin-2. Gene Ontology annotation, biological process: nucleotide-excision repair; centriole replication; mitotic cell cycle. Lineage: Eukaryota; Metazoa; Chordata; Actinopteri; Cypriniformes; Cyprinidae. Gene Ontology annotation, cellular component: centrosome; centriole. Bases 388 to 906 code for a protein of 172 amino acids. The record is from RefSeq and is a predicted model, not a curated record. The transcript has 5 exons. Gene Ontology annotation, molecular function: calcium ion binding.
CACGAUGAACGCCACAAUGUCGCGAUUUAUGCUAUGUUUCCAUUUUUUGCGUGUGAUUUUAUUUAAAAUGCUGUCACUCUCUUUUAGCGAACGUUUAAUUGUCAUUACACUGAACAUUUCUCUUCCAGGUUGGUGUUAUCUACGUAAUCACGUUAUUUCUAGCGGUCUUUCCCUCAUAGAAAAAAUACAAAUAGAGAAAACUGUCAACGGGGCAUUUAGGAGUGAAUUUACAAACACGGCUGAAUAAAGGCUAGUGGUAUUUAAAAGCAGAGAAAUGUAUCUUCCGCUUAUUCUCUAUUCUGCCUAAUAAUAUUACCCCAGCUCAGUUUAUAGAUUACACGGACUGUCUAAUAUAUGUUUGCGUUAUGUCGUGUAUUCUUCAUUUAAAUGGCCUCUAGUCCCAAAAGACCCUCUCUGGGGGCAGUAGCUCCUCGUAAGAAAGCCAAUCUAAAGUCUGAACUGACAGAAGAGCAAAAACAGGAGAUCCGAGAGGCGUUUGAGCUCUUCGACACCGAUGCUUCUGGUUUUAUUGAGGUGAAGGAGUUAAAGGUGGCCAUGAGAGCGCUGGGCUUUGAGCCUAAAAAGGAGGAAAUCAAGAAAAUGAUCGCAGAGGUUGAUAAGGAUGCUACUGGAAAGAUCUCUUUUGGUGAUUUUAUGACAGUGAUGACCCAAAAAAUGGCUGAAAAGGACUCCAAGGAAGAAAUUCUUAAGGCCUUUCGGCUGUUUGACGAUGACGAGACUGGAAAGAUAUCCUUCAGGAAUCUAAAGCGAGUGGCCAAAGAGCUGGGGGAAAACCUGACCGACGAGGAGCUGCAGGAAAUGAUCGAUGAAGCAGACAGAGACGGUGAUGGAGAAGUUAACCAGCAGGAGUUUCUCCGCAUCAUGAAGAAAACCAGUUUGUACUGAAUGUUGUCAGAAGCACAUGUGAAAUAUUCAUUUCUGUUUUAUUUAUUUUUUUAUGAUUUGGAUGUUUUAUGCACCGCACCAUUCCAAAACCGUGAUGCCUGUCAGCCCCAUCGGUGGAUUCAGAUCCGUGUGGGUUUUGCCGUCGAUUGUUUACACUCUAUAUUCUCAAGACUUAUCAGUCCAAAUAAACAGUAGCACAGGCUUGUAGGUAAUGCGUCAUAUAUGCAUGCACUGAAAUAUUUUGUGACUUUGUCAUAACAUGGGUAAAUCUCACUUAGAAAGCAAAUGAUUAAGAGACAGAUUUCAAAAUAAAUAAUAAAAAAAAAGCUUCAUGUAGAUUGUGACAACUAAUUUUUUAUGGACCCCUGAUAAAAAUAUAAAAACACUGCCAAAACUCUUAUAUGUAUAAACAUACUUAUAAAAAACACUAAAGUAAAAACCGACUGCUUUCUUUCCCAAAAUCACUCAUAUAUAUAUAAAUACACUUUAGGUUUCUGCCUUAUGUUUCAGUUCUGAACAGCCAUGUUUCUCUGUGCCUCAGCUUCUUUGAAGGAGAUUUCUGCAGUUUUAGUGAAUGCAUACUGUGAUCCUGUGCUUGUAUUUAUCCUUUGUGUCUCUUUAUGCACCGUCUUUGUAUUGAUUGAAGUACACUUGAGAUGCUAUUGAAGUAUUAUUAAAAAUAAAAUAAACUGUAUCGAGCAGCUGUUA